UUUCUAUUCAAUUCUCAUUUAAACACAACAAUUGUUGAUCAAUAAUCAAGCAAACAAACAAACAAUAAGCAAAACACAUGGACUAUCAUCUAUUUCCCAUUGAAGACCUAUCGGUUAGUCGACCCAAUCAUUACUAUAGGGACAGUACGGUUGUCUAUCCUGACUAUGCCGACGGCUGGUAUAUACGUAAGGCUAAGAUUGCCCGCAAUAAUAAUGCCCGCAAUAUACUGUUGGACCUGAAGAUGAGGACAGUCGAGUUGGACGGCCGUCGGGACUGUGAACGUAGUCUAUACUUACCGUUGAAAACCGGUUACAAAACUGAUAUGGUUUUUGAGGGUCCGGUCGAGUAUAAGACACAUAAACCCAAACACCAGCACUUGUAUCGAAAGUAUAGAUAAAU
Messenger RNA from Oppia nitens, 400 nucleotides. RefSeq lists its product as uncharacterized. Lineage: Eukaryota; Metazoa; Arthropoda; Arachnida; Sarcoptiformes; Oppiidae. The record is from RefSeq and is a predicted model, not a curated record. The coding region runs from base 78 to 398 and encodes 106 amino acids. The transcript is spliced from 2 exons.